AUGUUUGGUCUAGCCACCCAAUGCGUCCAGUCCAAAAACGUGAACAAAACCUCUCCACAGACUCUUUCCAAUCUUUGUCUGAAGAUCAACGUCAAGCUGGGUGGUAUCAAUUCAAUCCUAGUGCCCGCAGUUCGGCCAUCCGUCUUUCGGGAGCCUGUCAUCUUCCUUGGCGCCGAUGUCACUCAUCCACCAGCUGGUGAGUUGGUUGGUUUCAUUUCCCGAAUCUUUUUCACCUUCAUGCAUAUCUUUUUUCUUGCCUACUUCUGUAUUAUAUCCGCCUAUGCCCACUAUUCUUGA
Protopolystoma xenopodis is the source of this 297-nucleotide messenger RNA. NCBI's taxonomy places the organism in Eukaryota, Metazoa, Platyhelminthes, Monogenea, Polystomatidea, Polystomatidae. The record is from the annotation of a GenBank genome assembly.